AUGACAACACAAGAGAGUGAUUCCAAGGAAUGGUUUUACGGUUCCAAUGAUAAACAAUCAAAUGUCGAUACUGAAAACUGCAUCAUAGAUUCAAUUAAAAUAGAAAAAGAUGAUAGUUUAAAUCUUACAAGUUCAAACGUAUCUGAAGAUUCUGAUGUAACGCGUAAGAGAAUCCGGAAUGCGAGCCCAGAUUCAAAAUCCGAACGGCAUUUACGUGAUAGACAAAUCAGCGAAAACAGUGAAUCGAACUCCAGCACCUCAUCUGAUCACAAGAAAAAAAAAAUAGAAUAUGAAACUGAACCUGGUAUUAUAGCACGCAGGCAAAAAGAAAUUGAUUAUGGAAAAAAUACCAUAGGUUAUGACAGAUAUCUACAAGCGGUUCCCAAACAUGAAAGAACGAAAGAACAUCCAAAAACUCCACCCAAAUAUGCUAAGUACAGCAGAAGAGCUUGGGACGGUAUGAUGAGACUUUGGCGCAAACAACUGCACAAAUGGGAUCCAUCAGAAGAAGCAAAUGAUGAUUCAGAUACUUCGUCUUAACGUGGCUUUAAUUUUUUACUUCAUUUAUUUAAGUUAUGUAUCGAAGACAAUUUUUACAUCUGUCAUUUUUUUCUGGUUUCCUGAAAUAAUUCAAAAAAUGAAAUGAAUAUAUUUUGAUUGUGAGAAAAAAUA
Messenger RNA from Microplitis mediator, 672 nucleotides. RefSeq names its product histone RNA hairpin-binding protein (gene Slbp). Gene Ontology annotation, molecular function: mRNA binding; histone pre-mRNA stem-loop binding. Gene Ontology annotation, cellular component: cytoplasm; histone pre-mRNA 3'end processing complex. Lineage: Eukaryota; Metazoa; Arthropoda; Insecta; Hymenoptera; Braconidae. Gene Ontology annotation, biological process: mRNA 3'-end processing by stem-loop binding and cleavage; mRNA transport. Bases 1 to 540 code for a protein of 179 amino acids. The record is from RefSeq and is a predicted model, not a curated record. The transcript has 2 exons.